Clarias gariepinus (North African catfish) is the source of this 3321-nucleotide messenger RNA. It is a transcript of the gene slc49a4, whose product is annotated as solute carrier family 49 member 4. Gene Ontology annotation, molecular function: transmembrane transporter activity. Gene Ontology annotation, cellular component: membrane; intracellular membrane-bounded organelle. The transcript is spliced from 9 exons. The coding region runs from base 147 to 1544 and encodes 465 amino acids. Gene Ontology annotation, biological process: transmembrane transport. The record is from RefSeq and is a predicted model, not a curated record. Lineage: Eukaryota; Metazoa; Chordata; Actinopteri; Siluriformes; Clariidae.
UGGAAGCUGCCAUCAGCUGUUGUUUACGUUUGUGGAGUCUGGUUGUGAAGUGAUGGCUGUGUAGUUUUAUUUGUUUGUUUGUCUAUUUAUUUCUUAUCGGACGCUUCAUUUCACUAUUCGAAAGGAAUUGAUACCGAGUCAAUUCAAUGGGUGCCGCGGAGAGCACCGGGACUGAGAGGGAGCCGCUGCUCGGGCCGAGCCAGGCAGAAGCGAGGGUCCAGCCGGAGACAAACAGCGGCAGGGUGUACGGGCGGAGGUGGCUUGUUUUAACCUUGUUCUCAAUGCUGGCGUUUUUACAAGGCAUGGUGUGGAACACAUGGGGUCCCAUCCAAAACUCCGCCAAGCAAGCGUUCGGCUUCUCAUCCACGGACAUAGCUAUUUUAGUGAUUUGGGGACCUGUGGGCUUCCUUCCAUGGCUCCUGUUUAUGUGGCUGAUGGACAAAAAAGGGUUGCGGGCCUCUCUCUUGCUUACUGUCUUCUUCAUGGUGUUGGGCUCCGCUCUGCGCAGUGUCCCUCUCACAAACCUGCAGCUCAGACGCUGGUUAAUUCAUGGUGGGCAGCUUCUUAAUGGUUUAGCUGGUCCAACCCUUAUGAGUGCCGGCCCUCUACUCUCCACUACAUGGUUUGCUCCAGAUCAAAGGGCGACAGCCACAGCUGUCGCAUCAUUGGUUGGCUACCUGGGAGCAGCCUGCUCCUUUCUGAUUGGUCCUCUGGCUGUACCAGCACCCAAUGAUACCCAAAUAGUGAACAGCAACAUCCACUGGGACACAGAGCACGUCAGGAACAGAAUAGAGUUUGUUCUCUAUACAGAAUUGGGGAUGAUCGCAGUCCUCUUUGCAGUUGUGCUGCUCUAUUUCCCAUCUAGGCCGCCAAUUCCACCCAGCGUAGCAGCAGCUAGCCAGCGACUCAGCUAUAGAAGCAGCAUCUGCAGAUUGCUGAGCAACAUGAGGUUCCUCAUGAUCGCGCUUGCCUAUUCAGUGCCUACAGGAGUUUUAGCUGGAUGGUCUGGUGUAUUGGACAUGAUUCUGACUCCAGUCAGAAUCAGCCAGGUAGAUGCAGGGUGGAUAGGCUUUUGGUCUACUGUCGGAGGCUGUGUAUUUGGCGUAGCCAUGGCAAGGUUUGCUGACUAUAUCCGAGGAAUGCUGAAGCUGAUCGCGGUGCUGAUGCUGGCUGGAGCCUCACUGGCAGCCACUUGGUUCACACUCACCUGCCUGACCAGACUGACUCACCUACCCUCCACUAAAGCCACACUUUAUACCUCCUGUAUCCUGCUGGGCAUCUUCAUCAACAGCAGCAUUCCCAUCUUCUUCGAGCUUUUCAUUGAGACGGUUUACCCUGUGCCAGAGGGCAUCACCUGUGGUGUGGUCACCUUCCUCAGCAAUCUCUUCACUGGCCUGCUCCUUUUCUUUCUCACCUUCUACAUCGCAGAGCUUUCCUGGUUGAACUGGUGUCUUACAGGUUCCUGCCUCUUCAGUCUUCUCCUCAUUCUUUUCUUCAGGGAAUCCUAUGAUCGUCUCUAUCUGGACGUCUUUGUAUCAGUCUGAGUGGAAAAAAAUGACUGAGCUGUACUGGCACCUGCUUUCAUAAAGGAGACAGACAUUGCAUAAUCUUCCUCAGAUUUCUGUGAGGAAGUUGUGUUCUUUGCUUUGUGAUAGCAAAUGAAAUGAAGAAAGCACCUUACUGGUGAUAUAGUAGUGUGGAUGUUUUUUUUUAUGUGUACUUGAUAUUUUGGUUGUUUUAAUAUGUCUUUUACUUGAACAAAUGGUGAUGUGUUGACGUACAUUCAUUACAUGAGUGUUGAUACUAAUAAAGAAGUUAAUAAUAACUCCAGUAGAGAGAUUCCCAGGCCUUUACAGGGAUUGAACAGGACCUUUAGGGGUAAUUAUAAUCUCAGUCAUCUGCUGUCAAAAGACUUAGUAGUUUGGUGUUAUUCAUAUCUAUGACAUAACCAGUGAAGGAAGUAGUACUGUAACUUAUCUGUAACAGUGCUCAUCAAGAAAUGGCCUAAAUGUUCCUUUACGCCUGUUCAUUUUCCCUCUUCUUACCUUAUUAUUAUGCAGAUGCAUAAUGAUUUGUUCUUCUUGUUCAGGUCUUCAGCAUCUCAGUUUUAAAUCCUGUGAUUGAAGAAGUAGUCUUAUGUGUAGUUCAUUGUCAAGAAGUUUUUUUAAGGUCUCUCUUCAAAUCAUGGGGGUUUCUGUCCCAGAACAGAUUUACAUAUGUACAGGAAAAAGAAUCUUCUUUAUGAGCAUAAUGUUUUUCUUUAAAAGCUUCUGCAAGCACAGAGUAGCCAUCAACUGUACUGAGACUUGUUGUUGUUUUAGCUGUUAUUAAUUGUCAAUGGUGCAUGUACACCCGAGCAUGUGCCAAAGGUUUUUCAGUAAUUUAUGCAGAAGCUUUUUAUUUAUUUCAAGAAGCCAAACACUAACAGAUAAAGACAUGCUUAAUGGAUUAUAUGUCAGUUUAAGUACUUGACAUUAGUAUAGCCAUAAAUUUAAGGAGGGAUAAUAUAUUUAAAAACAGGCCUAGGUCAUCUUAUUAGUGAUGUAAAGACACUACAUGUGUAGUUACAACAUGUUUGACUCGAGUUGUUGGCGGUGUAGUUGUAGGUUCACUGAGUAGCCUCUUUAUUAUCUUACCUACUUUAAGUGCGUGUUUUGGGAAGGAACUUCAGGGGUAUUCUUUAACUUUCUGUAAAUUGUAAUUUGGCCUAAUAAGUCCCAUGGUUCAGAUUAAAGAAGGUCUUCAGAGGAAGUGUAAAACUGUCAUACAGAGGGGAUGCAAUAACUAACUCCAGAAAGUCUUCAGAGGGACCCAGCUCAUGGAUCUGUUGUUUUUUUUCAGGGACUUGAAGCACUGUUUUACUGUAACAGUCAUAAAAGGAAAUCGUAGCCGACACCUUAGCGGCUAUAAGGUGAAAUAACUUUUGUCUUCUGCCCUCUGUCUGUUUUGAGGAAUUCUUUUUUUUUUUUUUUUUUUUUUUUUUUUAAAUCCAUCCCAUGCCUCCUCUCAGAGUGGUGCACAGAGGAUUAUGGGAAAGCACAAUCCUGCACUUCUUUGCCUGGAUGUGAUUUUUACGUCUUUUUAUGUACUAAAAUGUUAUGUCUUAACUUACUGUAAAAGGCUGCCUUAAUUAACAGACCUGUGCAAUCUGUUCCCCUCUCUCUGCAUUUCAGACACACCCAGUGCUCAUGUACUGUUUCUUGUUUAAAUAUUAAUCAGAGGGGUUUUUAGGGAUCAGGAUGUUAUUGUCCUCGUCUUUGUUUGAAAUUCUGUAUAUGUAUGUGAUUUUCAGCACCUUAUUAAAAAUGCAUUUUGAAAGAA